This is a messenger RNA of Myodes glareolus (Bank vole), 409 nucleotides long. Lineage: Eukaryota; Metazoa; Chordata; Mammalia; Rodentia; Cricetidae. The record is from RefSeq and is a predicted model, not a curated record.
UUCAAACUUGACUUUGAAGAGAAGUCAGCAGCAGUGGUCUUGUGUGCUCUGCUCUGAGUGCAGGAAGCUGAGCAAGGAGCAUGGGCAAGUUGGAAAACCACGAUGUGAAUGCAGUGACCUAUGAUGACGUGCAUGUCAACUUCACUUUGGAAGAAUGGGCUUUGCUGGAUCCUUCCCAGAAGAAUCUCUACAAAGAUGUGAUGGAGGAGACCUACAGGAAUCUCACUACUAUAGGAUACAGUUGGGAAGACCAUAAUAUUGAAGAAGAUUGUCAAAGUUCUAGAAGACAUGAAAGGUGAUUUUCAUGUAUAACCUGAUAAAAUGUACCUCUGAAGAAUUUGUAAUAUAUCCUAUAUGUUUGAAAGAAAAGCAAUAGUGUCAAUAAUAAAGUGCAUCAAUGUUUAUUAAA